AAGAUGGAGAGUGAUGAGGACUCGGAUCGAGGCAGCGACCACAGCGGGCUCAAGAGAAAAUCCCUGGCUAUGAAAAUGCCGGUGGCAAAACGGCCUCGGAAAUCCUCCAGUGACCUGGAUCAGGGCAGCCCCUCCCUGACAGAAGAGGAGAACUCAGAAACAUCUUCUGAGUCAGAAAAAAACAGCGACCAGGACUUCACUCCUGAGAAGAAGCCGGUGGCCAGGGCUCCCCGGAGGAUGCCGGCAGCGGGGAGGAAGAAGAAGAAAGUGGAGUCUGGCUCUGACUCAGACUCCAAGGUGGACUCGGAUUUGGAAAUGGGAAAUGCGACUGUGGACAUGACCAAGUCAGACUCCAACUCCGAUUCAGAUUCAGAUGUGUCUGUGAAGAAGGCUCCACGGGGCAGGAAGCCAGCUGAGAAACCCCCUCCCAAACCCCGUGGCAGGAAACCGAAGCCUGAGCGUGUCCCAACCAGCUCCAGCAGCGACAGUGACAGCGAUAGCGACGUGGAUCGCAUCAGUGAGUGGAAGAGACGAGAUGAAGAGCGACGACGGGAGCUGGAGGAGAAGAGGAAGAGGGAACAGGAGGAAGAGAUCCGGCGACUCCGGGAGCAGGAGAAGGAGGAGAAGGAGAAGAGGAAGGAGAAGGUGGAGAAGAGUGAGGAGAUGCACUCGGACUCAGACAGCAGCGCAGAGGAUGAAGUGGCCAAAAAGGGACGGAAAGGUCGGGCCAAGGCCCCGUCCUCCUCGGACUCUGAACUGGAACUGGAGAAAGAGGUAAAGAAGCCAGCAAAGAAGCAGCCCUCAGAGUUGUCAAGGAAACCAAAUCAGAAGGAGAAGAGGGGCCGAGCAGAGGAGAAACCACGGAACAAACCUUUGAAAGUGGAACGAGGCCGAAAGAAAUCUGACCUGAUCCCUGAAAGGAGGAUGGAGAAGAAAAAGGAGCCCACAGUCGAAGAGAAACUUCAGAAACUUCACAGCGAGAUCAAGUUUGCCCUGAAGGUGGAUAACCCGGACAUCAAGCGGUGUCUGAAUGCGUUAGAGGAGCUGGGCACGCUCCAGGUCACCUCUCACAUUCUCCAGAAGCACACUGAUGUGGUGGCCACGCUGAAGAAGAUCCGUCGCUAUAAAGCAAACAAGGACGUGAUGGAGAAAGCUGCUGAAGUCUACACCCGCUUGAAGUCACGCGUCCUGGGACCAAAGAUGGAGGCCAUCCAGAAAGCCAACAAAGCUGGGCCUGAGAAGGAGAAGGGGGAGGUGGAGAAGGGCCAGGAGAAGCUGUCGGGAGGGGAGACACGGAAUGAGAAGGGGGAAGAGGAGACGAAUGCUGACUUGUCGGGUCCUGUGAAUGGUGAAUCCCUGUCCCAAAAAGCUGAGGGCACAGAGGACAAGGACAAAAGCCAAGGGCCAGGAGCUGGAGAGCCAGAGGUGUCCACUGAGGAGACCCACAACAACAUCCAGGACUAUCCCAAGGCCGAGAGAGCUCGUGGGGAGUCAGAGGCUGUGGAUGACGUGGAGGAGAGCUGA
Molecule: messenger RNA, 1524 nt
Organism: Antrostomus carolinensis (chuck-will's-widow)
Lineage: Eukaryota; Metazoa; Chordata; Aves; Caprimulgiformes; Caprimulgidae
Gene: HDGFL2
Product: HDGF like 2
Exons: 13
Source: RefSeq, a predicted model, not a curated record